This is a messenger RNA of Gallus gallus (chicken), 4316 nucleotides long. RefSeq names its product cytosolic phospholipase A2 epsilon-like. The transcript is spliced from 19 exons. Gene Ontology annotation, molecular function: calcium-dependent phospholipid binding; calcium ion binding. Gene Ontology annotation, cellular component: cytosol. NCBI's taxonomy places the organism in Eukaryota, Metazoa, Chordata, Aves, Galliformes, Phasianidae. Bases 1259 to 3871 code for a protein of 870 amino acids. Gene Ontology annotation, biological process: glycerophospholipid catabolic process. The record is from RefSeq and is a predicted model, not a curated record.
CAGGAAGAAACAUCACCUUACUCCCUGCUCACUGUAAGAAUCAUAAAGAUGAGAAAUGCUCAUCAGGCAGACUUCUGAUGGAUCAGCCCUUCCAGUUGCCUCUGGAAAAGUUCUUGUUCAAGAUCUGAGAAUCUCUUUGGUGUUUACUUGGCUCAUGAGGAUUGGAAUCCUUGUAGUAAAUCCAAGUUCCUUCCCUUCAUCUGCAAGUUGCAAAGCCUUUCUGCCUCUUCUUUUUUCCUGAGGAGAGAGGUGGAGUAGGAAAUGGCUUCCAGGUCUUUCAGCAAACACCAGGAAAAGGAUCCCUGGCUUCCUAUUGACUUACUGAAGGAACAAUGGUACUGUUAGUAGAUCUCUCCCUUCCUACCCCACCUAAGGAGACAAUACUCAAGAUGGGUGGGAUAAUUAAUUUUUCUGUCAUGGAGGAUUAAUAGCAAGGCAUGCCAGGUAGUUAUUAUCUGAAUUGGACUCAAACCCUGAUGCUUUUAAGAUUUCUCAUGGAAUUAAAUUGCAGACAUGGAAAUACGAAUUUGAAAAGACAAAUUUCUCCAUCAUAUUCUCAACUCGUUAGUGUUUUUUUUUAUUUAUUUUUCUAUACAUAAGGGUUGCAUGUAAAAAAAAAAACAAAAAAAAACAUUAUGAGCACAUAUAAUCUUGCACAUAACAGUUAUGAAGAAAAGUCGGUGAGCAUAAAAAAAUACCAGGAUUAAGUUUGCUUCUGUUACACUUGUGAGCCCCUACAGUCUCUCCGCCUUUCUUGGUUGGUUCCUUUACUGGGGCUGGCACCUUCUUAUCUUGCUAUUUCCUUGUUUCAGCUGAAAUUCAUUUCUUUGCUUACUGCUCAUGCCAGUCUGGUACAUUUGGUGCUGCUGGCCUCAGAGGUCUGGCUGGAUGAGCAAUGGCCCACUCUUGCCAUGGAGACAACUUGCAUCCCGUUCUUGUUGUCUCUUCUCUGUCCAUCAGGGAGACUCAGGCUGGGAUGUGUGUACUGUAAGAUUUUUUGCUGUCGAGAUCUAGCAAACACUUGAAAGUAUUUAGUUUGCCAUACGGUGAUAGUAUGAUCAAAUACAGACAGAUUUCUACGUGGCAAAUUUCUUCUCCUGCAAAAUUACCAGGGAGCUGAAAAAAAUAUUGAUAAGGGGUGAUAUAAAAUUUCUGGCUGCUUAUAUUAUUAUAUUACUGGCUAGAACUGUAUUUAAAUAUAUACAUGGGGAAUUGUGUGUAACUAUUUGGAUACUCUGCUUAUUAAAAUAGUGUUGCAAUGAACAACAAGUUAUCUUUAUCUAGCUCUAUGAUUCCUAUCUUCCUGCAUGGGCCUGUGGAUAUGAGAAAGAACUGGCCGUCUCUUAUCCAUCUUCAAACUAUAGAGCCCUAUGUGCCUCCAUCUUUUAUGUUGUUGUUGCCCUGCCAGACAUUUUGUGCCUAUAUUUCUAUAGUAAGCCAAUCUGAUUGCUAUGUGAGUCUCUGGUUGCCAACUGCUUCAGAUGAGAAAUUCCAAACAAAGACCAUCAAGAACUGCAGAGAUCCUGUGUGGAAUGAAACAUUCUACUUCCGGAUACAGAGAAAAGUCAAGAAUAUUCUAGAAAUGACUGUUUCUGAUGAUGACGUCAUUUGUGAUGAUGAUCAUGCUAUUGUUCUUUUUGAUGUAGCUAAAAUUUCCCUUGGGAAAAGCGUGAUAGUGGCAUUCCCACUGAAUCCACAGGGGAGUCAGGAGCUGGAAGUUGAGUUUCUAUUGGAGAGCAUCCAAGAUCAUCCUGAAGCCAUCGUCACAAAUGGGGCAGUAGUGUGCCGUGAGCUGGCCUGCUUGGAAGUUGAGUUUGACAGAAGGGUGAAAAAAAAACACUUUGCAGAGAAUGAGCUAACGUUUACAGUGAGAGGAUCAUUUGAAGAAACGCAGAGAGUUUCACUGGGCUCUGGCUCCCGUUCCCCUCUCCCAGAUCCCACUCUCUUCCACUACGCCAAAUACAAGCAACCCUCACUGGAUGUUGCACUCACAAAGAAGAGGAGGAUUCCCAGCUUUUGUGCUUGUGUGACAUGCAGAGAAAGGAGGAGCAGAAGCAUUCCCCUGACUUUACCUCUGAAGUCGCUCCCUUCUGAGCAGGAAGCAGUUGGCAAGCACAGAAAAUUUGGUUUGCUCUUAAAGACGAAAAAAUGCCAGGAAGACCUCGAUGUACGCCUGGGCUUUGACUUGUGUGAGCAGGAAAAGGAUUUCAUUUGCAAAAGGAAGAAGGUUGUUGCGGCUGCUCUGAAGGACAUUCUUCAGUUGGAGGAGGACUUGGAGGAUGAUGAGGUACCUGUGGUGGCAAUCAUGACAACGGGUGGUGGAACCAGAGCUCUGACAGCCAUGUACGCUCACCUUCUGAGCGUGCAGGAACUGAAUGUCUUGGACUGUGUUUCCUAUGUCACUGGUCUGUCUGGCACAACGUGGACCAUGGCAAACUUGUAUGAAGAUCCUGACUGGUCGCAGAAGAAUCUUAAGAAAGCACUCGAUGAUAUCCGAAGGCACGUGCUUAAAAAUAAGUUCUUGGCUUGUUUUGCUCCAGACCGUCUGAAAUACUACUUGAAAGAGUUAUGCCAAAGGAAACAGGAAGGACAUCAGAUAAGUUUCACAGAUCUGUGGGGACUCAUCAUUGAAUCUAUGUUCCGUGACAAGGAGGACUCCCAGAAGCUCACAGAUCAGCAGCAGGCACUAAACCGUGGUCAGAAUCCCCUGCCCAUCUACCUCUCCCUCAAUGUGAAGGAUAAAAUCAGCGACCAGGAUUUUAGAGAAUGGGUGGAAUUCACUCCUUAUGAGGUAGGUUUCCUGAAGUAUGGUGCCUACAUUAGUGCAGAAGAUUUUGGCAGUGAGUUCUUCAUGGGUCGUCUGAUGAAGAAAAUCCCAGAAUCCAGAAUCUGCUUUUUGGAAGGGAUCUGGAGCAGUGUAUUUUCCCUGAAUCUUUUGGAUGCUUGGUACAUAUCCGUUCAUUCAGAAGACUUCUGGCACAAGUGGACCCGAGACAAGAUUACUGACAUAGAUGAUGAAACCCUGUUCCCUAAAAGACCAAAUGAGCUGGAAACUCGAGUGGUUUGUCCCACCGACAGCUUUUCAGACAUCUUCCGAGAUGUCGUCACGUUACGUCCAGCAGCUUCAGAAAUCCGUAACUUUCUAAAAGGCCUCCAAAUGAACAACAACUACCUAGAGAGUGAAUUUUCUAAAUGGAAAGACUGUGAGCUUGACUCUCAGCCCAACCACCUGACAGGAGCAGCAGACUACCUCAUCUUGAUUGAUACUGCAUUUGUAUUUGCUACCAGUUACCCACCACUCAUGAGACCAGAAAGGAAAGUGGAUGUCAUUUUGCAUUUCAACUACAGUUCAGGUUCCCAGACAAGGCCUCUGAAAGAAGCCUCUAAUUACUUUGCAAAACAAGGAAUUCCUUUCCCUAAGGAGGUGCCAGAUGAUCAGGAAACACCACAGCUGAAGGAAUGCUACAUUGUUGGUGAAAAAGAGAGCCCAGAAACCCCUAUUGUGAUAUUCUUCCCACUUGUAAAUGACACCUUCAGGGAAUACAAAGCCCCUGGGGUGAGACGUAGUCCCUCAGAGAUGGCAGAGGGUGAUGUUGAUGUUGCCAAUAGCUGUGGUCCAUACUACAUAAACAACCUGAGUUAUUCAGAGGAAGAUUUUGACAAACUGGUGAACCUGAGCUACUACAAUGUCCAGAAUAAUAAAGACUUGAUUCUCCAGGCCUUGCGUGCAGCAGUGGAACGGAAAAAGCAGCAGAAGAAACAGCAACCACUGCAAAAACCACCACCUGCUAGUGAUGAUGGCAUGGGUGUGCCCAACACAGAGGCGUCCCAGCAUCUGCCCAACUACUCAGCAGUAGGAAAAAUGAAAUAAAACAUCCACAAGCACUGCUAAGGAAAAAAAACAAAAAAGAAGAAAGGAACUUGCCUAGGUAGCGAAAAGCCAAAGAAUGCUGAAAACACUUUGUUUGUCAUCGGAAGUGCUGCAGCCUGUCUGUCAGCGUAGGGCAUAAACACACAAAGCCGAGCUCUUCCUUAAUGAAUUAAUGUGCUUCCCUCGCUGACAAGUCCCGGAGCAGGGCUGGGUGCAAGGUGCUGUGCUCUUGCUUACGGACAUGACCCUUCAGGCCAAGGCUGCAUUCUAUGGACAUGAGGGCAUGAGGAAGCUGACACUGGCUGCUGGUUUUCUACCUGCACUGUAGUAAGAGAGGAGCAUAAGUCCAGAACUGCAACAGAGAACAAAAUCCAUUGUUUCUAAAUCAAAACCUAUUUGGGAGCUAAGGAUUCUCUAUGUGACUGUAAAUAAAUAUUAAACUUUA